AUGUCACAACAGGCGCCUACCAUUGACUUUGAUAAGAUUCGAAGUAGCAGUGACGGCUCAGUGAGCGGAAUGAUGCUGCUGGCGUUCGAAGAGGUGGUGGUGAAUAACCCGUAUUUUGCAGCUGGUGGAGGAUUGAUGUUGCUAGGUACAGGGUUGGCAUUAACUAGGCAAGCGGUUAUCCGCUCAUCGGGACUAAUAUAUCGUCAGCUUUUGGUGGAUUUGGAGAUCCCAUCCAAGGAUAAGUCGUAUUUGUGGUUCUUGGAGUGGAUGUCCCAGUACAAACAUCGAAGUUCACGGCAUCUCUCUGUGGAAACCAACUUUGUUCAGCACAACAAUGGAGCGGUUACCACCAAGUUCUCGUUGGUGCCAGGACCGGGAAAACACUUGAUUCGAUACAAAGGGGCGUUUAUGUUGGUGAAUAGAGAACGUUCAGGCAAGUUGAUCGAUAUGACAAACGGGUCACCUUUUGAGACGGUGAGGUUAACGACUUUGUACCGAGACAGAUACCUCUUUUCCGAUUUAUUGACGGAAGCCAAGACCAUGGCUUUGAAGAUCAGGGAAGGUAAGACUGUUAUCUAUACGUCAUGGGGACCCGAGUGGCGGCCGUUUGGCCAGCCUCGACUGAAGAGAUUGAUGGGUUCUGUCAUCCUUGACGAGGGACUCGAUAAAAUGAUCAUAGAAGACGUGCAAGAUUUCUUGAAAAGUGGUGAGUGGUACCAUAACCGAGGGAUCCCUUAUCGGAGAGGAUACUUGCUAUACGGUCCACCUGGAAGUGGGAAAACAUCGUUCAUACAGGCAGUUGCAGGAGAGUUGGACUACAAUAUUUGUAUAUUGAACUUGAGCGAGAAGAACUUGACUGACGACCGGUUGAACCACUUGAUGAACCACAUUCCUGAUCGGUCCAUCUUAGUGUUAGAGGACGUUGAUGCGGCCUUCAAUAAGCGUGAACAGUCAAGUGAGCAGGGUUAUACCUCAGGUGUGACGUUCUCGGGGUUGUUGAAUGCGUUGGAUGGAGUCGCAAGUGCUGAAGAAUGCAUAACAUUUAUGACGACCAACCAUCCGGAGAAGUUGGAUCCAGCAUUGCUCAGACCAGGUAGGGUGGACCUUAAGGUGCUUAUAGGCAAUGCCACUGAGUACCAAGUGAGAAACAUGUUUUUAAAGUUCUAUGAGAACGACGAGCAAAAUUGCGACAUCUUCAUGAAGAAAUUCAAGGAAUUGGGGUUGAAGGAUGUGAGUACGGCCCAAUUGCAGGGGUUGUUUGUAUAUAAUAAGAGAGACCCUACCGCCGCUACUGCCAUGAUUGAAACGUUAAAAAGACCCAACGAUGCGUUUUAG
Yamadazyma tenuis ATCC 10573 is the source of this 1335-nucleotide messenger RNA. RefSeq names its product bifunctional AAA family ATPase chaperone/translocase (gene BCS1). The record is from RefSeq and is a predicted model, not a curated record. Lineage: Eukaryota; Fungi; Ascomycota; Pichiomycetes; Serinales; Debaryomycetaceae. Gene Ontology annotation, molecular function: ATP hydrolysis activity; ATP binding. Gene Ontology annotation, biological process: protein insertion into mitochondrial inner membrane from matrix; mitochondrial respiratory chain complex III assembly. Gene Ontology annotation, cellular component: mitochondrial inner membrane.